AUGAGAGGAGGUUUAAGGCUAUCCGGGCCGUAUUCUGGCGAUGCGGCGUGGGCGGCAAACCGAUUUCCCCGAGAUGGCCAUGGCGACAGAUGGAACGAGCCGGAGCCGGAGCGACCAUUCUUCUCGUUGCCUGCAACCAGAGCCGCGGCGAGGAUUGAAGCGCCAGGUAUUGGCCAAGGUGGUGACGGCGGCAUUGUGUGGAUGAAACAGAAGCAGAGGGCGUGGCCACUAUGGCGAUUUGUGUCACGGAGACCACGAAGAUGGAUAUUCUUGGGUGUAGUCCUCCUCCUGGGCUGCUUUGUUGGGUACUUUUACAGGUCAGAGGUGGCUAUAAGUGCGGUUUGGAUCCCGGACAUGGAGUCAGUAUCGUUUGGCAAGAAACCGUUACCGCCACCCCUGGAACGCACCCAGAUUACAAACUACACGUUGCCUCUUGUCACCAAGGGUCGGCAUAUCGUUGACGCAGAGGGGAGGAGGUUCAAGCUGGCGUCGAUAAAUUGGUACGGCGCAAGCGAUGAGCUGUUCGUCCCGGGAGGGCUGGACGUGCAGCACCGCAAAGUGAUUGCCCAAACAAUCAAGAAACUGGGCUUUAACAGCGUCCGACUUCCCUACGCAGAUGAGCUGGUUUCCAAAAACCCAGUCAUCGACGCCAGGUUGGUCAGGGCGAACGCGGACCUCGUGGGACUCAGGGCGCUGGAUAUCCUCGAGGCCGUCGCGACAACGCUAACGGAGCAAGGUAUCGCCGUGAUUGUCAAUAAUCACAUUACGAGGGCGACGUGGUGCUGCGGUGCGAACCCAUGCGACGCGGCGUGGGCGAAUGACCAUCUCCUGGGCAUUUGCAAGGUGACACAAUCUGAGGAUGAGUGGAUACGGAACUGGGAGACGGUCAUGACGAGAUUCACCAACGAUCCGCUCGUCAUUGGCGUUGAUCUACGCAACGAGGUGCGAGGCCUCUGGGGCACGAUGCCGUGGCACAAGUGGGCAGAGGCGGCAGAGCGCUGUGGGAAUCGCUUGCUGGCCAUGAAUCCGGACUGGCUCGUGGUGGUGGAAGGGACCGAGUCUGCAAACGACUUGCGCGGGGCGCGGAAGCGGCCAGUGAGUCUGGACAUUGCGAACAAGCUCGUGUACUCGGCGCAUGUGUACGCCUGGUCGGGAUGGGGGAGUCUGGGAGGUCGCUUCUCCAAGAGGACAUAUGAGUCGUUUCGUGAGAGCAUGCGCGGGCACUGGGGGUAUCUGCUCGAGGAGGGCGUGGCGCCCGUCUGGGUGGGCGAGAUUGGCGCGCCGAGGCUGCCGGCGAGUGUGGGCGACGUGCGAUAUUGGAAGAACUUGUGGAGGUACUUGGGCGAGGUGGACGCGGAUUUUGGCUAUUGGGCGUUGAAUCCGAGGAAGCCCAAGGGGAACGAGAGCGAGGGCUAUUCGUUGGUGGAGGACGACUGGGUUGGUGUCGUGCUUGAUUAUCGGAUGAUGAGCAUGGUGGAGGCUAUGAGGAGGGAGUGA
This is a messenger RNA of Metarhizium brunneum ARSEF 3297, 1497 nucleotides long. It is a transcript of the gene GUN1, whose product is annotated as Endoglucanase E1. Lineage: Eukaryota; Fungi; Ascomycota; Sordariomycetes; Hypocreales; Clavicipitaceae. The record is from RefSeq and is a predicted model, not a curated record. Gene Ontology annotation, molecular function: hydrolase activity, hydrolyzing O-glycosyl compounds.